CCGGCGCACCCACCCGCACUGAGAUUCUCCCCAGACGCCGAGGAUGGGGGUCAUGGCUCCCCGAACCCUCCUCCUGCUGCUCUUGGGGGCCCUGGCCCUGACCGAGACCUGGGCCGGUGAGUGCGGGGUCGGGAGGGAAUGGGCCUCUGCGGGGAGAAGCGAGUGGCCCGCCCGGCCCGGGGAGCCGCGCCGCGAGGAGGGUCGGGCGGGUCUUAGCCUCUCCUCGCCUCCCGGCUCCCACUCCUUGAGGUAUUUCAGCACCGCAGUGUCCCAGCCCGGCCGCGGGGAGCCCCGGUUCAUCGCCGUGGGCUACGUGGACGACACAGAGUUCGUGCGGUUCGACAGCGACUCCGUGAGUCCGAGGAUGGAGCGGCGGGCGCCGUGGGUGGAGCAGGAGGGGCUGGAGUAUUGGGACCAGGAGACACGGAACGCCAAGGGCCACGCACAGAUAUACCGAGUGAACCUGCGGACCCUGCUCCGCUAUUACAACCAGAGCGAGGCCGGUAUGAACAGUUCGCCUACGAUGGCAAGGAUUACAUCGCCCUGAACGAGGACCUGCGCUCCUGGACCGCCGCGAACACAGCCGCUCAGAUCUCCCAGCACAAGUGGGAAGCGGACAAAUACUCAGAGC
This is a messenger RNA of Gorilla gorilla gorilla (western lowland gorilla), 631 nucleotides long. RefSeq names its product HLA class I histocompatibility antigen, alpha chain G-like. Gene Ontology annotation, molecular function: signaling receptor binding; peptide antigen binding. Gene Ontology annotation, biological process: immune response; positive regulation of T cell mediated cytotoxicity; antigen processing and presentation of endogenous peptide antigen via MHC class Ib. NCBI's taxonomy places the organism in Eukaryota, Metazoa, Chordata, Mammalia, Primates, Hominidae. The transcript has 2 exons. Bases 44 to 547 code for a protein of 167 amino acids. Gene Ontology annotation, cellular component: external side of plasma membrane. The record is from RefSeq and is a predicted model, not a curated record.